Molecule: messenger RNA, 1331 nt
Organism: Diprion similis
Lineage: Eukaryota; Metazoa; Arthropoda; Insecta; Hymenoptera; Diprionidae
Product: RAB6A-GEF complex partner protein 2
Exons: 7
Coding region: 72-1211 (379 amino acids)
Biological process (GO): retrograde transport, endosome to Golgi
Cellular component (GO): Ric1-Rgp1 guanyl-nucleotide exchange factor complex; Golgi membrane
Source: RefSeq, a predicted model, not a curated record
UAAUUCAAGAGGGAUUUCGUUCUAGAGAGACUGCAAAGAGCAAAAGACAGCUUUUGUCGCGGGUGCUUUAUAUGAUCGAUAUCACGGCUAAAUUAGUCAAAGGACCUGCAUAUUUUUCCGGCGAGUUGAUCGAGUGCUGCAUCACCUUCGGUAACCCUACAAACCCUAAUCAUCAGAUAUCCCAGAGCCACAGUGACGUGUUUGAAAGUCUAGCAUGGGCGAGCGCACAGGUACAUUGCCAAUGCUCUACAAACGGUAAAGCGGUGCUGUCAGAAAAACUAAAUUCUACCCAAUCAGCAGCUAUAAAUGCAGACACUACAUUUGCUCCUUGGCAGCAGGACAAUGGACACGUUGUUUUGAAUACAAAACCAAAGAUAUUGUUCUGUGAUCUCAGACUAUCGCCAGGGGAAAGCGAGACUUAUGUAUACCGGGAGAGAAUUCCGAGCGAUGCUCCACCCUCUUACAGAGGCCAGGCAGUUAAAUAUUCCUAUAAAAUUACAAUCGGCACACAGCGGGUGAAUUCUGCCAUAAAACUACUACGAGUUCCGUUUAGAGUCCUUUCGUUGAGCGAACUACCUGAUAUUGCACCGUGCAACGACAGCGUCGAUCUCAGUCCCAAUAACCCAUUUAUGGAAACACAGCAGAGGGACACACCGUUAGAUGUGGCCAUGCAAACUUUACAGAACAUCACGGCACGUCGCAGUCCCAAUUUCUAUAAUGUAACAAACAGUCGUGGUCGUGUCGUUAGAUUUUGCUUGUUCAAGAAUUCCUACAAACUCGGGGAGGACAUAGUAGGAACUUUUGACUUCUCAAGAGCCACCGUGUCCUGCGCCCAGGUUUCUGUGGCUCUACAGUCCGAAGAACAUGUCGCCGAAGGUUACAGACGUGCGCGAACCUCGCCUGCGCUCGUUAGCUACAACAAACAUCACGAGGUCUGCUUGGGACUGAAAUACUCACAGCUGGUGUUACCCAUUCCUCUUCACGUCACCCCUGAUUUCACCACAGACUUGGUCACGCUCAAGUGGAGGCUACACUUUGAAUUUGUUACCACUGCUAAACCUGUCGAAAUGCCCGACGAGAAGUCCAGCGACUGGCGAGGUCCGUCAAUCCUUGACAUUGAAACUAUGAUCUGGGAUUUGCCUCUGAGACUACACCCUACUACUACACCUCCCAAUGCGGCUCAACAAACGAAAUAUCAUAUCACCAUAUAAAUAUUGCAGGAGUGAAUCAUUGAGUGUACCUACCGUUUUUCGUUAGUUUGUGUAUUUUGUUAAUCAAACUAUACUUUAUAACUAUUAUUAUACGCUUAAAAUAUGAAUUACACAUGCUAU